Molecule: messenger RNA, 1131 nt
Organism: Adineta steineri
Lineage: Eukaryota; Metazoa; Rotifera; Eurotatoria; Adinetida; Adinetidae
Source: the annotation of a GenBank genome assembly
AUGAGCCAACAAGAAAUGAACGAAGACGAUCCAACAGAAAUGACUCGAUGUGUACUUCAUACGUGGGGUUGUAAACAUUCGAUUCCAAGGAAUUCACUAAUUGAGCAUUAUACACGCGAAGUACAUAUAAAAAGUAUUAUUAAUUUUUUCUACUCGCUAAAACUGAAUCAUGAAACAGCUCUGAUAGAUCUUGCAAUAAAUCCACUUCAAAUUAAUGAGCUUGUACCUUCAGAAAAUGCAUUAUUAAAUAAUUAUCCUCGAUGUAUGAAACGAUUAACAGAUCACAUUGUUGAAAAUUUUGAAUUAACAGAAUCGGAUAAUGCUACUACAGUAAAUGGUUCACUAACUAUAAAUUCAAAUAUGAUUAAUAUAUUUUUAAAAAAAGUAAUUCUAGAUACGGACAGAAAUUCAGAUUGUAACUUCAAGCGUCAAUCACUUUUAACUCAGUCUGAAUUAAAUGAAAAGAAGACAAAUGAUGAUCUAAGUUUAACCGAUUCAUCAGAGGAAAAUGAAGAUGUAUCAAAUUACACAGAAAGUCAACAAGAAGAAAAUUCAUUAUCUGCUGAUGGAAAUACGAAUGUUCAACAUUCUUGGAAUCCAUAUACUCUCCUUCAAACUCAAUUAAAUGAGAUGCCUAUUUCAACAGAUGGUAAUCUUGUAUGGCGUAUUGAUGGAAUUUCAAAAAAAAUAGAUGAUGCAAUUUGUGGAAAGCAACCGUAUAUUGAUUCUCCAUACUUUCAAACAUGUGCGGAUCGUGGUCAUCGACUACGAUGUCGGGUUUAUUUAAAUGGAGAAACGAAUCUAAAGUCUAUAUCAUUAAAGAUCCAUCUGAAUUUUCCAAUUUUUAAUCCUUUUUGCGGUAUUAUUAAAUUUAUUUUAGUUGAUCGAAGUAAAAAUCGUCGAUUACAACAUAUUAUUAAAAGCUGCACUGUUAAUGAAGAUACUGUUAAUACAGGUGUUGGCUUUGACAAUUUUAUUGAUAAAAAUGUACUUCACGGAGCAUCAAGUCAAUAUAUACAUGACGAUUCAGUUUGCUUCUUGAUACGUAUAGAGCAAACAAAUGAACAAAAAUUUGCUAAUCUUAAUGAAAAUAUUAAAGAUGCAUUACUUCAAAGUUUUGGAGCCACUUAG